This is a messenger RNA of Dromaius novaehollandiae (emu), 1428 nucleotides long. It is a transcript of the gene NKX1-1, whose product is annotated as NK1 homeobox 1. Gene Ontology annotation, cellular component: nucleus. Lineage: Eukaryota; Metazoa; Chordata; Aves; Casuariiformes; Dromaiidae. The coding region runs from base 1 to 1254 and encodes 417 amino acids. The transcript has 2 exons. The record is from RefSeq and is a predicted model, not a curated record. Gene Ontology annotation, molecular function: DNA-binding transcription factor activity, RNA polymerase II-specific; RNA polymerase II cis-regulatory region sequence-specific DNA binding. Gene Ontology annotation, biological process: regulation of transcription by RNA polymerase II; cell differentiation.
AUGAAUGUGAGCAGAGACAAGGUCGGUGACAUCUCCAUCCCGGCAGCGGCAGCCGCGGCGGUGACAGCCCCCGCAGCCGGCAUCGGCGGGGAGUCCUGCGGCUUGCACGGGGAAGGCAUGGACAGCCAUGGGGAGCAGCGGCUCUCCGCCGGCGGCGAGCUGCCGCUGUACUCCUGCCCUGGAAAUAGGGACAGGCAAGGGGACAGCCAGAGCAACACCCCUGGACAAGAGGGGGCAGUGGCCGCGCUGCCCAUGGUGCACAGAACCACCUCCUUCUCGGUGCUCGACAUCCUGGACCCUAACAAAUUCAACAGCAAAAGGAGGCACUGCGCGGUCUUGUACAAACCGGUGGGCACCGAGUUCACGCUGGGGGCAGAGGAUAAGCCCGAGGACUCAGGGACGGAGCUGGCCGAGCAAAAGGCUCUCGCCGAAGAUUUCGACACGUGCAAGAAGUCCGCAGACCUGAUCAAGGACGGCGAGCUCUACAAGGCCGAGGAGUGCGACCUCGACUACAGCAGCCGGCCGAGCCGCAGCCCCGACAGCGAGCUGCCGGACGACGAGGAGCUGUGCAGCGAGGAGAGCAGCAGCAGCGGCGGCUCGGCGGCGCCCGGCGAGGCCGAGCCGGGCCACCACCACGCCGAGGCGGGCGAGGCGGGCGCCGGCCCGCCGCAGCCUCCGCAGCCUCCUCCGCCGCCUCAGCAGCCGCCGGCGCCCGGCGGGGGGCAGCAGAGCCAGCAGGCCAAGCCCAAGAGGAAGCGCACGGGCUCGGACUCCAAGUCGGGCAAGCCCCGGCGGGCGCGGACAGCUUUCACCUACGAGCAGCUGGUGGCGCUGGAGAACAAGUUCAAGUCGACGCGGUACCUGUCGGUGUGCGAGCGCCUCAACCUGGCGCUCUCGCUCAGCCUCACCGAGACGCAGGUGAAGAUCUGGUUCCAGAACCGCCGCACCAAGUGGAAGAAGCAGAACCCGGGCGCCGACACCAGCGCGCCCACCAGCGGCGGCGCGGGCGGCGGCGGUGCGGGCGGCGCCCUGGGCGGCGGCGCCCUGGCGGGCGGCCUCAGCCCGCUCAGCCACUCGCCGCCCAUGGGCAACCCGCUCUCCAUGCACGGCCCCGGCAGCUACGCGGGCCACCCGGCCGGGGGGCUGGUGUGCGCCGCCCAGCUGCCCUUCCUGCCCAGCCCCGCCGUCCUCUCGCCCUUCGUCCUGGGCUCGCAGACUUACGGCGCUCCGGCUUUCUACACCCCGCACCUAUAAACCCACCGCCCGCUUCCCUCGGCCCCCACCCCGGCCGGCCGCCGCGCUCCCCUCGGGCGCCGGACACUCACCUCGGGCUGGGGGCGGCGGCGGAGACCGCCAGGGCGCUGCUGCCCCCGCGACGUGGAGGCGACCUGCUUGGUAAAUUAAGAACAACACGGUGGGAAGAGGAGA